AUGAGGGCGGGAGGGGCGCGUGCCCCCUGGAUCGCAGCGCUGCUGCUGCUGCUGCUGCACGCAGCUCACGCAGCUCUUUUGGCCGUCGACCUCGGCAAUGAAUCCAUCAAGCUGGCCAUCGUCAAGGGCGGCAAGACGCCGAUUUCGAUCGUGACCAACGAGAUGUCGCGGCGGAAGUCGCCCGCGCUGAUCGGGUUCGUGAACGGAGAGCGGCUGGUUGGCGAGGAGGCCAUCUCCGUGCAGGCCCGCUACCCGACGAAGAUCGUGUCCCGCCUGCGCGACAUGAUGGGCGCCCAGGCGGACGACCCCGCGCUGCAGGACAUGCUCAAGCGCACGCACCGCUUCUUCGACUUGGAGAGGGGCGCGGAGCGUGGCACCGUCGUUCUGCCCGCGGACGACGGCGUCAAGUACUCCGCGGAGGAAAUGAUGGCCGGCAUCUUCACGUACGCCGCGGGCCUCGCUGCCGCGGCGAACGACGGGCAGCCGGUCACGGACUGCGCGGUCGCGGUGCCGGCCUACAUGACCCAGCCGCAGCGCCAGGCCAUCAUCGACGCUGCCAAGCUCGCAGGGCUCAAGGUCCUGUCCGUGCUCAACUCCCACGCCGGCGCCGCGCUGCAGUACGGCAUCGAGCGCACGUUCCCCGAGAAGGAGCUGAUCCUGUUCUACGACAUGGGCGCGUCGUCGACGGAGGUGGCGCUGGUGGAGUUCUCCACGUUUGGCGCGGCCAAGACGGGGCAGUUCGUGGUGCUCGACGUGGCGUGGGACGAGACGCUCGGCGGGGAGGAGCUCGACCGCGUGAUGGUGGAGCACUUCGCGGCCGAGUUCGAGAAGAAGCACGGCGUGGACAUCACGCGGAACCCCAAGUCCAUGGCCAAGAUGUACAAGCAGUGCAAGCGCGUCAAGGAGAUCCUCUCCGUCAACACCGACGCCAGGCUGACGGUCGAGGAGGUGCACGACGGGAUCGACUUUUUCUCAGAGAUCACGCGCAGCACGCUCGAGGAGCUCGCGGCGCCGAUCCUGGCGCGCGUGGGCGGCCCGAUCAAGGAGAUCCUCGCGCGGCGGCCGGACCUGAAGCCCACGGAGCAGCUCACGAACGUGGAGCUGCUGGGCGGGGGCACGCGCGUCCCCGCAGUGCAGGCGGCCAUCUCCGAGGCGCUCGGGGGGCGGCAGACGGACCGGCACCUGGACGCGGACGAGGCGGUCGUCAUGGGCGCCGCGCUGAACGGCGCGAACGUGUCCACGUCGUUCCGUCUGCGCAAGUUCGGGAUGGGCGACGGGUCGCCGUACGCGUUCGAGGUGACGUUCACGUCGCCCGACGCCCCCGCGGAGGACGAGGCGGCCGCUGUCGAGGCAGCCAAGGGCGACGACGACGCGGAGGCGGCCGAGGCCUCGGGGCAGACGAUGAAGAAGCGGCUCCUGCCGCGGCUGAAGACGCUGCCGGCGAAGCGGAUGGUGACGGUGCCGUGGCCGCGCGACCCGGUGGAGGCGGAGCUGCGGUACGUCGGAGGCGCGGCGCCGCACGUCCCGGAGGGGCGGCUGGCGCGGUUCACGCUGACGGGCGCGGACGAGAUCCACAAGCAGCGCAACACCACGGGGCGCGUGAAGGCGUACUUCACGUUCUCGAACGGCGGGAUGGUCGAGCUGGACCGCGUGGAGAGCGUCGUGGAGGUGACGGAGAUGGUCGAGACCAAGGUGCCGCGCGUGCUCAACGAGACGGCGAACGCGACGGCGAACGCCACCAACGCCACCGAGACGGUGCCGACGGAGGGAGCGGACGCGGACGCCGGCAAGGACGAGUCGCCCGAGCAGCCCGACGCUGAGGUCAAGCCCAACGCCGAGUCGGGCGCCGAGUCGGACGGCGCGGACGGUGCGGCGUCGGACAAGAGCGACGCCGAGGGCGACGGCGCAGGCGGCCAGGAGGAGCCCGGCGAGGGCGACGGAGACACGCCCAGCGGCGACGAGGGCGCGGAGCAGGACGCUAAGAAGGACGCGAAGGAGGGCGCGAAGGAGGACGCGUCCAAGGCGCGUUCGAAGAAGAGGGAGAAGCCGCAGAAGCCCGAGGUGGUGUACGACACGGUGAAGAAGCCGCGGCAGCGCGUGCACCGGAAGCGGCUGACCGUGGUGGGCGGGCCGCACGCGCAGCUGGGCGGCAUGACGGCGGCCGAGCGCAAGGAGGCCGCGGCGCGGCUGCAGGAGCUGGCGCGGCGCGACGCGGUCAAGCGCGAGACGGCCAAGGCGAAGAACGACCUGGAGAGCUUCAUCAUCACGGUCGUGGACAAGCUCGAGAUGGACGAGGCCGUCGUGGCGGUCACCACCGAGGACCAGCGCUCGAAGCUCCAGGCGGAGCUCACGGCCAUUGAGGACUGGCUCUACAGCGACGGCGACAGCAGCUCCGCGGCGGAGUUCCGCAAGCAGCUCGCGCUCGCGCACGGCGCCGCCGACGGUGUGCUGCUGCGCGCGGCCGAGCUCACCGCGCGCCCCGAGGCCCUCGCGGAGGCGCGCGGGCACAUUGCGCGCAUCCGCAACGCGUCGGCGUCGUGGGCCGAGAGCAAGCCGUGGAUCACCGACAAGGAGCGCGCGGACCUCGAGAAGCAGCUGGAUGCUCUGGAGGCGUGGCUGACGCAGCAGGAGGAGGCCCAGGCCAAGCUCGAAGCCACAGCGGACCCAGCGUUUGUGUCCAAGGACGUGUCGGAGCGGCUGGUGCCGGUGCACGAGGCGUUCAAGAAGCUGGACUCGCGGCCGAAGCCGAAGCCGAAGAAGGAGUCGAAGAAGGAGGAGGGUGAGAAGAAGGAGGACGAGAAGGAGAAGAAGGGCGGGUGGAAGUCGUGGUUCGGGGGGCGCGGGAAGGAGGAGGAGGAGAAGGGCAAGGGGAAGGAGGAGGGGGAGGAGAAGGAGGGGGCGCAGGAGAAGGAGGGGAGGGAGCAGGCGGAGGGCGGCGAGCAGGGGGCGGCGAGGCCACGGAGGGGUCGCAGGGCGAGGGCGCCGCGGAGGGCGAGGGCAGCGGGGGCGAGGGCGGAGGGAGCGCGGGCGAGGGCGCGGGCGCGGGCGGGGAGGGCGCCGGGGCCGAGGAGGGCGAGGCGGAGGCCACGGGGCACCAUGGGGAGCUGUAGACACCGCGCAAACCAGUGA
Messenger RNA from Pedinophyceae sp. YPF-701, 3129 nucleotides. The record is from the annotation of a GenBank genome assembly. NCBI's taxonomy places the organism in Eukaryota, Viridiplantae, Chlorophyta, Pedinophyceae.